AUGGAAAAAACAGGACAGGAAAACGAAACGGUGGUCACUUCAUUCCUUCUUCUGGGAUUUGGAGAUUUGGGGGAUCAGUGGUUUCCUCUCUUCCUGCUCUUCUUGAUGAUCUACGUUGCUACCAUGGCUGGGAACAUCCUCAUCAUCAUGCUGGUUAUAACUGACCACCACCUCCAUACUCCUAUGUACUUCUUCUUGGCUAACUUAUCCUGCCUAGAGUCUUGUUACAGCUCUAGUAUCCUUCCCCUGAUGCUGGCUAAUCUUUCCAAAGGGGGUCAAGGAACCGUUUCUGUAACUGGCUGUAUGGUGCAGUACUACGUUUUUGCUUCCUUAGGAGCUUCUGAAUGUUAUCUGCUUGCUGCAAUGUCGUAUGACAGGUAUCUGGCAAUAUGUAAACCACUGCUAUAUACAACACGUAUGAAUGGCCAGGUUUGCUUUCAGCUAAUAGCUGGAUCUUGGAUAAGUGGUUCUUUGGCUGUAAAUAUAGUUAUAUAUGUAAUGCAGCAACUGAGGUUCUGCAAAUCUCACAAAAUCAACCAUUUCCUUUGUGAUCUCAAUCCAAUAGUAAGACAGGCAUGCAAUGACACACACCUGAUUGAACUGUUAAUAGUCUUUUUUGCUGGUUUGUUUUCCUUGCCUCCCUUCUUGUUGACUUUGGCCUCGUAUGUUUCCAUCAUAUCAGCCAUUGUGAGAAUCCCAACCAGCAGUGGGAGGAAAAAAGCCUUCUCAACCUGCUCCUCUCACCUCAUUGUGGUGUCUGUCUUCUAUAGCACAAUAAUGAUUGUUUAUAUGCUGCCCAAUACAGAGGCACUACAAGAUCUCAACAAAGUCUUCUCUCUCUUCUAUACAGUCCUGACACCUUUCUUCAACCCCCUGAUAUAUUCCCUGAGAAACAAGGAGGUAAAGGAAGCUUUCAGAAAAAGUGUUGCUAGAUUGUGUGUAUUUCAUCGAUCUCAUGGGUCUAAAUUAAUGCAUUUUUUCAUUUAA
This is a messenger RNA of Pogona vitticeps (central bearded dragon), 987 nucleotides long. RefSeq names its product olfactory receptor 11A1-like. Gene Ontology annotation, molecular function: G protein-coupled receptor activity; olfactory receptor activity. NCBI's taxonomy places the organism in Eukaryota, Metazoa, Chordata, Lepidosauria, Squamata, Agamidae. The record is from RefSeq and is a predicted model, not a curated record. Gene Ontology annotation, biological process: G protein-coupled receptor signaling pathway. Gene Ontology annotation, cellular component: membrane.